AUGGUUUCCAGAAAAAAGCCCCAACUUUCUCCCCACAUCGCUCAGAAAUCCGAUCUCUUCGACGCACUACCGGACGACCUCGUCCUCUCUAUUCUCUGUAUGCUCAGCUCCGCCGCCAAUUCUCCUUCCGACGUCGUCAGCGUUCGCAUCACUUACGCCGCGUGCAAGAGACUGAACCGAUUGGCUGUUCAUCCUUUGGUGUUACGCAACGCAGGACUGAAAGCAUUCGAUAUUAAAGCCGGGAACUGGUCGGCAUCCGCUGAACGGUUUCUAGAACAGUGCGCCUCCGCCGGUAAUGUUGAGGCCGUCUACACCCUCGGCGUGGUUCGAUUCUAUUGUUUGGAGAAUCGAAAGAGCGGUAUUUCUUUGAUGGUGAAAGCCGCACUGAAGGCCCACGCGCUCGCUACAUACUCGAUGGCCGUGAUCCUCUUCAACAGCUACGGCGACCCCAACUACAUCAAAAACUACCUGCGCGUGGCCGCUAAAUUGUGCGCACGCGCUGCCUCCCUCGGCCACGUCGACGCCCUCCGCGACCUUGGCUACCGCCUUGAUCGCGGUCACGGCCUGCCAAGGAACGUGCUCACCGGACGACGCCUCCUUGAGCGGGCCAACGCGCUCGAGCUCUCCGCCGCGCUCCGUCGCUUCUUUACGUCGCAGGAAAAAUAUCCGACGCCGUGGCCGUCGCCCCACAUCUUCCGGCAAAUCUUGGAGCCCAAGCAUGCGGACCACCUCCAUCACUUUAUUGUCGCGCUGGAAAACUGGCCGCUUACAGGGCGGUCGCUGCAGCUCUUCCGGCGACGCUUCGGCGGCGACCUCCCCCUCCAGAGCGAGUGCGGGUCGGACGUGUCGGGUCCGGACCCACACCCGGCGAACCGGUUCCUGGUAGGAUGGUUCAGGCUGAGGUCUGGGUCGCUUGCUCCGGGUCUAAGGGUCUGCUCCCACGGCUGGUGCGGACGACCCGAGAUCCGACCCAAUGAGUUCUACCUGUGUGGAGCCUGCAACGAGGUGUAUUACUGCAGUCGCGGGUGCCAGGUGCUGGAUUGGAAGACGGGCCAUCAUGCGCAAUGCUCACCCGCCCACUGAUCUCAUGAAGAUGAUGGUACUGCUGUAGGAUGA
Molecule: messenger RNA, 1116 nt
Organism: Malania oleifera
Lineage: Eukaryota; Viridiplantae; Streptophyta; Magnoliopsida; Santalales; Ximeniaceae
Product: F-box protein At5g50450-like
Exons: 3
Coding region: 1-1083 (360 amino acids)
Molecular function (GO): protein binding
Source: RefSeq, a predicted model, not a curated record